This is a messenger RNA of Nicotiana attenuata, 4516 nucleotides long. RefSeq lists its product as uncharacterized. NCBI's taxonomy places the organism in Eukaryota, Viridiplantae, Streptophyta, Magnoliopsida, Solanales, Solanaceae. The transcript has 9 exons. Bases 1683 to 3920 code for a protein of 745 amino acids. The record is from RefSeq and is a predicted model, not a curated record.
AUCCGCUAUUAAAUUUCCAGCAAAAACCCUAAGCUCUUCAGCUGGAGUCGUCACUCAACCUCAGGGCCUCGACGAUGCACGAUCCAGUACUGAUUGUCACUUGAAUUUGCAGUUCUUUUCGAAAUUUAUAUUAUUGUUGGUUGCUCGACACUUUGUUUCAGCUGCUGGAUUACGUUUUCUGCUCCAAUUAUCAAAUAUUGGUGUGAUUCAUUGUAAAAUGGUCUGCAUAUCAUCAGGAACAUCGGCGCAUGUAUAUAGAAAGCAGUGGCUUAAGCUGCACCUGUUGCCUUGAUUCGAAAGUUAGAAAUAUUAUUUAGAAGUUUUCUGUGAUAUAUUUAUAGUAAUUACGACCUAUAUAUUAACAAAAAAAGGGAAGUAGUCUUCUAGUAUUCUGCAUUCACUGACCUAAAAUCCUGAAUUUGUCUUUGUCCAUAAAUUGUAACAAUGAUAACGGAUUAAGUUCUUUCUGGGCUAGAGCAUAAUGUGAAAAGGUCCCUAAGAGGGGUCAAUUGUUUUUUUGGCUCUUCAAACUUGUUUUUAGUUUUAUGACCCUAGCUCUUUUUCUACACAUGAGAGAUUUACUUUUACAAGUAAGAGAUUUGUCUUUUACACACAAGAGAUCUAAAAAGGUCAUUUUCUUAAAUUCAAAAUUGUAAAGGGGCAUGAUGUACAAAUAGCACCCCUUAAGAGUAGCUACCAGGAAAUGAAUUGACUAACGAGAGGUGAGUUAUUGUGGAUUUGGUAACUUCUCUGAAUUAGAAGUUAGUGCUUUUACUGUAAGUGCUUGCUUUCGAAGAUUGGUUUGUCCUUUUAUAGAUUUAUAUGUUUAGAAAAUAUAAAGAAAUUCUAAUACUUUAUUUGUAUUUGCAAAAUACUGGCAUGAGAUGAGUUUAAAUAAAGUAACGUGGUCAGUGAGAAUUCAUAUAGCUGACCUUACUUGUUUGGGAUUGAGACAUAUUUGUUGUUGUAACUCAAGGCUACCUCAAACCAUCAUAGUCCCACCAUGACUGAAGGCGGUCAUAGAUUCUACCUUUUUCCUUUGAUAGACUUCUUAUCAUCAGCCACAUGUUAAGCGAAACCCAUCAAGAUGCUAUCAAUGAAUGGUUUGAGAUCCUUCGCGCAUAUCAGCACCCAUUGUCACCUUCUUCAAGAUUGUGUGUUUUUCUUUUGGAUUAAUGGGUCAUAGUGGUUGUUCAACAAUGGCAUAUUGGUAUCUGUAUGUCAUAUGUAUAGCUUCAGCCAUUUGUUGGAUUUCAUUUUAUUUUUCCAUCAUUUGUUUGUUUUGGUAUCCUAUUUAGUACUACAACAACAACUAGGAUUCAGUUCCAAGCGAGUUAGGGUCCAUGUCGCUCUAUUUAAGCUUCGGUAUCUUACUUAUUAUAGCAAUACAAAUGUGUCUUGACGCUCAUUUCAUUUAAAAGCUUCCUAACAAAAUAGCUUAUUUCCGCUGCCAAACCAGAUGAUGAUUGAAUAGAAUGGAUUUGGUGGUGAUUACAAUAAAAUUUCUCUGCUUUAACCUUAAAUAAUCGAAGUCUUAAUGCAAGCAAAGGAGGUGUCAGGUGUUAUAUUUAAGCGCUCCCCCUUAUUAUUGAAGUCUCUUGUUUGCCAUUUUUAUGGUGAUGUCUUUCAUGUCAAUGGCAUUUUACUAGCAAUAAAGAUGGUAUGAACCCGAAUCAUUUCAGAUGUUUGCAAGUAUCAGCAGUCAGCAAACACUACUACUGAUGACUGCUUCAUAUGCGUUUUGCUUUUGGACUGUGGAGAGAGUUGGACUUAGCAUGGAUGUAUCAUUAAUUCAAUAUCUUUAUAUAAGACAUUGUAUGUCUUCAUUCAUUGUUUGUACUUUUGAUUUGAUUCGUUGGCCAUUUUUCCUCUAUCUCAUUUAUUCUUGCAUUAACGAUUUUGUGCUUAUUAGACCUGUGCUCUCCCUUUGUCCUCCUACUAUAUAUAAAGUUUGUAGUAAUUUUUUACUGUUAGAUGCAAUCAAGGCAAAAAUUGUCACAUCCCCAGAUACGGAAGCAGAUCCUCUUCCUAAUGUCGGAAGAGUUGCAUUUUCCAAAAAAUAUCAGACAGCUCGCAACCCUAGAUCUGAUAUGCCCAAAACUUCAGAAUAUGCUUUCUUCAAGAAGUUGAAAAAGGAUGUUGGCCAUAGUAAUUCGGAUCUUCUCCACAGAAGGAGUAAACUAUCAAAGAAUAGUACCUCAGACACAACGAGCACACACAACGUGCUGAAGUGUCCAAAUAAGGACCUUAAAAUUCCAAUUCAAGUAGAAAAGGAAUAUCAGACUAAUGAAUGCCAGUCCUUUUCACCUGUUGAUGGUGUCAUAGGUAUAUCCAAGGAGGCAAAACUUAAGUCCUUUUCACUCCCAACUGCAGUGACUCCUGUAGAUUCAAAUUUGCGGCUGUCACCUCUUGCAGGUCCAUCAAAUAAUUCAGGGAGCCAGUACUCUGGUAAUGGAAUUUUUGCUGCAAAGAGACAGAAACUACAUCAGCAGGCAAAUGCACUGUUUCUUGAUGUCGAAAAACUCAAUUCUGAAAGGUUUGAUUUGGUUUCUGCACUUCUCAGCCGGCUGUUCCCUGGAAGGAAGGAGGGUGAAGAUUUCUGGGAUUCAAAGGUCAGGAAAGGGGAAAAUUCAAGUACUACCUCACUUGCACUUGCUAAGCCAGAUCAUGCACGACCUCAUUCACAACACAAAGAAGAUGUUACAGUACCAGAAUAUAGGAUGAGCCAGACUGAUGGCUGCCUCACUAAUUUCUUUUGUAGGCCAACGGAGAGAGUUCCCCUAGAAUGGGAUAACUUCAAUUCUGCCUUUCAUCUCAUCGACUAUGACGCAAAAACUGGUUUGCUCUGUGAAGAUGUAGAUAAUAGUCAAAUUUCAAACAACAAAAGUAUAAGUUUAUGGGAUCAGAGUGAUUCAUUGCCUUCAUUAUCCUUUGACCGGCAUGGAUUUGCUGAUCAUUUCCUACCGGAUAGACUUCAUAGUGCAGAUAUACCUGUAAGCAGAGAAGCACAAAACUUAUUCUUAGAUUGGGAUUUCAAUGAGGAGAAAAGUGAUCCCGCAUUAGCCAUUACUACUAGCGGAGGGAAUAAACUGUGUUCACCAAUAGCCACCUUACUGCAUGUUGAUUACCAGCGGAGUACAGAAAAGAAGUUUGAUGCGCUGGCACUGUCAUCUUUAUAUACAAACUCUGCAUACUUUGAUGCACUGCCAUAUUUUCAUUCAAACAGUUCUCAGCAGAAACUCUUUCCUACCAAAUUUUGCUCCAGGGAUUUUGGAACGAUUCUUGAACAUGAGGAAUGUGCAGUUGCAAGAUUGGACCAGUUUGACCUACCCUUGUUAUGCAACUCAGAAGAUUUUAAUUCUCUGGAAGAUCAUAAUCCUGAUUUUGGAAUAAUUCUUGAACAUGAGGAAUGUGGAGUUGCAAGAUUCGACCGCUGUGACCAACCCUUGUCAUGCUACUCAGAGGAUCUCACUUCUCUGGAAGAUUGUAAUCCAGGGAAUGCAUUUGAAAGUGGCAAUGUUAUUGUCCCUUAUCUUAGUCAUCUUGAGAAGAAUCAUUGUGAUUCUGAUGAACUCUUGCCAAUUACCUUGGAUACAUUCGGCUGGAAUUUCCUGUCAGCAACCAGUUCCCAGUUGCAGAGGGGUUUAUCUACUUAUCAUACUUCAAGACUACCUCAUAGAGAAGAUACAGUUGGUCUAACAAAUGAGGAGAUCAAAUACAACUUGUAUGAUUUAAACCCAAGAGAAACUGCUCCUCAAUCAUUUGAACAGUCAUUCAACUGUCAUAUCUGGUACCCUUGCAACUCUGAAGUAUCUUGUGACAAAGCAAGGGGUGGAUCUCUAUUACUUGAAAAUUCAAGCUGGGUUACAUCUGUUGAAGAAAUUUCUCCUGAUCAUUCUGAUGAAUGGACAUUGAGCUAAAGAUUCACAUAUAGUUUUGACGGGUCCUAUACUCAUAUUAAAUAAUCAUAGUGUUGCCUCCUAUUCCAUUAAAGAAUGGAAUUCCGCCAAGGAAAACAUCUUUCAUUUCUGGGUGUUUCUUGCACUAGCGUGACAGACAGUGAUCUACUAUGUGUAAAUCACCCUUUUCGGAAGCAUUCAACAGGCUAAGUGUUCUUUUUGUUCGUUUUCCUUCUCAAAAACUGGAGGUCAACAGUGAAAUGUCAAUUACUACAAGGAAUAAUAGAAUAAGCAUACAAAGAAAUGUACUGAAUGAGCAGCUGUGUGGAGAAUAUAGACAAAAAAAAAAAAAAAAAAUGAGAGAGAACUCUGGCGAAUCUUACUGUGGUCCCCUUUUACUAUGUCGGCCAAUCCCAUUUGUGUCCAGUGACAUAAUUUGUCGAACACUCCAGCUCUUAUUCAUUUUGGUUCUUGGCUUCUAAAGAAUCUUUCUCAAAAUAUAGUUAAAACAAUUAUUUAGUCCUAUUGGCUCGUUUAACGCGUGAGAACAAGCUGACCUUUUGUGUCCUAUUCUUAACAAUGAACCUUUUGUAUUCGAACUUUUAUUUCAGCUUCUA